Messenger RNA from Dujonia railenensis, 2601 nucleotides. The record is from the annotation of a GenBank genome assembly. Lineage: Eukaryota; Fungi; Ascomycota; Pichiomycetes; Serinales; Debaryomycetaceae.
AUGUUCCUCGAUGGACUCAACUUUAACCAAAGGAAAGCGGUGGUUUCACCUCCCAAUGGAAGGUUGCAAAUUAUAGCCGGUCCAGGUACUGGGAAAACCAAAGUCUUGAUCUCAAGAGUUGCAUAUUUGAUUUUAGAUUGCAACAUCCCUCCAAAUCAAAUAAUAGUCACUACGUUUACGAAGAAAGCAGCAAAUGAGAUGGUCGAGAGACUUUCCAAGUUGUUGGAAAAGGAAAAACAUUCAGUAGACAUCUCUAAGCUUAUCAUUGGAACCUUCCACAGCAUUUGCUUUAGAAUUAUUAUGACGUACGGGAAACUUAUAAAUAAGCAAAGCUUUAAGAUAGCAGAUGAGCGAGACUCAAACCAUAUAUUAGGCGAGACCCUUGAUGGAGUACAUGCAAGCGAUUUUGAUAGAAAAGAAGUUGACAUAUACAAGAAAGGCAGUAGCAGUAAUAUUGACACUUCUUCAUAUGAUCUGAAGAAGAUCAAAAGGCAAAUAUCAAAGUUGAAAUCUGCAGGUAUUGAACCGGAAGCUUACAGGCAGCUAAAUAGUGGAACGAAAAAGUUCAAUCGGUUCAUUUACACUGUAUACGUAGACUAUCAAGAUAGACUUGAAAGGAAUAUGCUUCUCGAUUUCGACGAUUGUCUUUUGAGUUGCAAUAGCUUGUUAAAGCAACAUCCUGUAUUGAACUUCAUAAAACAUGUUCUAGUAGACGAAUUUCAAGAUACCAAUGAAAUUCAACUUCAAUUGAUGUAUGAGUUUACUAAGCAUUCCAAUAAUGUGACAAUAGUCGGUGAUCCAGAUCAAAGUAUAUACGGAUUUAGGGAUGCUCAGGUUAUCAACUUUGAUAAGAUGAAAACUCACUACCUCGCAAAUAAAGUAGACAUUGUUUCUUUGGAUGAAAAUUAUAGAUCAACUGCUAAUAUUCUCGAAGUAUCAGAGUUGGUGAUGAGGCAACAAGUGGAUAGUACUAGGCAUCGUAAGGAUUUAAAAUCACAGCACACAUUUACAUUUGCACCCAUGUACUGUAAUUUAGCAUCACAAGAGGAGGAAGCUGAAUGGAUCUGCUUUCAAUUGGAGCAAUUGACCAGAAAGCUACCUAACACACCUUUCCAGAAUAAGGACGUGGCCAUUCUUUUCCGAUCAUCAUUUCAGACAAGAAUAGUGGAAAAUGAGUUAGUGAAAAGAAAAAUUCCAUACUUCAUGCUUCGGGGUAAGGCAUUCUGGGAUCGGAAGGAGGUCGUAAGCAUUUUAGACUACAUACGAGUUGUUAGCAGUGAAAAUGAUAGAAUCGCAUACUUAAGAACUAUAAACUUUCCUAAGCGAGGGUUGGGUUUGAGAUCGAUUGAAGAAAUCGAAAAGUAUUUGAAUGAAAUGAGUGGUAAGAGCGACGAGUCGGUGUUCACUCAUUUACAAAAUAUCUCAGAGGGGGAUACUAGUUGUGCAUUAACUAAAUCUAAUUUAGAAAACCUAGGUAAGUAUUUAUCCUCAAUUUCCAAAUGCAGACAGCAACUAAAUGACGAUUUGGACAUGGAGAACCUUUUCCAAAGCAUUUACGUUGAGUCCGGCUUGAAAGAUGAAUUCAGUAAUGAUCCAAAUUAUGAAUUGAAUAUAUUUGAAGUCAAAAGACAAUUAGCAGAGCAUGUGCCAGUGGUAGAUAGACUACCGUUGGAUGAUGAGAUGAGCGAAAAUGAUGAUGAAGUGCAGAAAAAUAUAUUACAACUGUUUGUACAAUCAAUCGGUUUAUAUGAAUCUAACCAAGAUGAAGAUUCUAACGAAGAGCGUGAAAAUGGAGGUAAAGUAAUUUUAUCUACGAUCCACGGUUCUAAGGGUUUAGAAUGGCCCGUUGUGUUUGUACCUGGUCUAUCCGAAGGAAUAAUUCCUGCUAAGUUUGCAAUGGAUAAUGGAGGAACAGAAGAUGAAGAAAGAAGAUGCUUUUAUGUUGCCACGACAAGAGCCAAGCACUUAUUGUAUGUCAGUUCCUUUACGGAGGAAAGAGAAAGAUGGGGAAGAUUGCCGAUUAAUGAAACAUCUAGGUUUUUGAAGGGCCUUAAGGGAAAAUUAUCAAAUAACAAGCAAGCAGCUUUUAAUAAUUUAAACAGUUUACAAGAUUUGUAUAAAUUGGUAGGAAAAGAUUGGAUAUCUGAUAAUUAUGACUUUGACAAAUUCAUAGCUGAGUGUCAUUGGUAUAACAAAGAUGAUGAUAAGCUAAAGGUCGCUUCAAACUUUGCACAUUCGACCUUUGGCAGUGCCAACUUAGUCUCUAGUCCAAAUUUCAGCAACAAGAAAGUCAAAGGAGAGAAAUUAGAGGUUAAAAUUCAGAAUAGAACCAUUCAGUCAAUGCUCAGCAGUAAGAGCAGUGAAAUGAUGAAUAGAAGGAGCAUGUUAACUGGAUACAGCAGCUCCAAAAGUAAGUCAGCUAAACUUACUUCAGACAGAUCUAUUCCCAGUAAGAACCUUUCUAAGAUAACAAAAGUGCCUGUAGUUGCGGCAGUUAUGCCUGUCAUGGGCACAUCAUCAAAGGCACCUCCAUACAUUCCUAGCAGGAAAGUUCCAGGAUCGCUUUCGCGUUUAAAGAAAUUACAUGAAGUCAAGAAAUAA